Messenger RNA from Varanus komodoensis (Komodo dragon), 1010 nucleotides. It is a transcript of the gene RANBP1, whose product is annotated as RAN binding protein 1. Gene Ontology annotation, cellular component: centrosome; nuclear pore; cytoplasm. Gene Ontology annotation, molecular function: GTPase activator activity. The coding region runs from base 150 to 776 and encodes 208 amino acids. The transcript is spliced from 6 exons. The record is from RefSeq and is a predicted model, not a curated record. NCBI's taxonomy places the organism in Eukaryota, Metazoa, Chordata, Lepidosauria, Squamata, Varanidae. Gene Ontology annotation, biological process: nucleocytoplasmic transport; positive regulation of mitotic centrosome separation.
AGGCGGGCCAGCCAGCCAGCCAGCAGCCAGCCAGCCGCGAGCGCGCUCCGCCGGGAAAGUCGCGCCAGCGGCGGGAGGAGAGCGAUCCGCCGUGACGUGACGGAAAAGGGGCCUGGCCGUGCAGGACCCGCCGCCACGCGAGCUCCGCCAUGGCCGAGACGAAGGACACACAUGAGGAACACGACUCAACAACUGACAGUGUAGAUGAUUCUAACCACGACCCCCAGUUUGAGCCUAUAGUUUCACUUCCUGAGCAAGAGAUCAAAACCCUUGAAGAAGAUGAGGAAGAACUCUUUAAGAUGCGGGCAAAGCUGUUCCGGUUUGCAUCAGAAAAUGAUCUUCCAGAAUGGAAAGAGCGAGGCACUGGUGAUGUAAAACUUCUAAAGCACAAAGAGAAGGGGACCAUUCGUCUCUUGAUGAGGAGAGAUAAAACCCUAAAAAUCUGUGCAAAUCAUUACAUUACACCGCUAAUGGAGCUGAAACCUAAUGCUGGCAGCGACAGGGCCUGGGUGUGGAAUACACAUGCCGAUUUUGCGGAUGAGAGCCCUAAACCAGAACUUCUGGCAAUUCGGUUUUUAAAUGCAGAAAAUGCACAGAAAUUCAAGGCAAAAUUUGAAGAAUGUAGGAAUGAGGUUGAUAAGGGAAAGAAAGCAGGAACAAACAAAAAUGAUAGUGCUGAUAAAGUUGCUGAGAAAUUAGAAGAACUUUCUGUAAAGGAAGAGAGCAAAGAGUUGGAGAAGAAAGAAGUCAAGGAGAAAACUGAAGAAAAGCAAUAAAUCAUUCUGGGCCUUGUGUUUUCUUUUUUCUUAUUUUUUUAUUUUUCAAGGGACUUUAUAAAGAACUGUAUUCCAACAUUCAAUUUUUUUUCUAAGCUUUUGCCCUUUUUGAAGAGAUCUUCAGAAAAAACCAUUCCCCAGUCAUGAAAAUGUACUGUGCUAAACUUUCUUUUCCAUAGUGGAAACACUUAUUUAUAGUCAUCCAAGAGAGUGAAUAAAGCUUUGAAAAUGGUA